Molecule: messenger RNA, 661 nt
Organism: Hibiscus syriacus
Lineage: Eukaryota; Viridiplantae; Streptophyta; Magnoliopsida; Malvales; Malvaceae
Product: 40S ribosomal protein S19-3-like
Exons: 4
Coding region: 89-520 (143 amino acids)
Biological process (GO): ribosomal small subunit assembly; translation
Cellular component (GO): ribosome; cytosolic small ribosomal subunit
Molecular function (GO): structural constituent of ribosome; RNA binding
Source: RefSeq, a predicted model, not a curated record
UUCUCCUUUUAGUCUGCUGAAAACACAUCGCAAGCCGCAACAGGAGUGAUUCGUUGCAGCGGUAGGUAUCAUAAAGAAAAGAGCGAAAAUGGAAGCAGCCAGAACUGUUAAGGACGUUUCACCCCACGAAUUUGUAAAGGCUUACGCCGCCCAUCUCAAGCGCUCCGGCAAGAUUGAGCUUCCUCCAUGGACUGAUAUUGUGAAGACUGGUAAACUGAAGGAGCUUCCUCCCUAUGACCCCGAUUGGUACUAUGUCAGAGCUGCUUCCAUGGCUAGGAAAAUAUACUUGAGGGGAGGUCUUGGUGUUGGUGCCUUUAGAAGGAUUUACGGAGGGGCUAAGAGAAACGGUAGUCGCCCACGCCAUUUCUGCAAGAGCAGUGGAUCUGUUGCUCGUCAUAUUCUCCAGCAAUUGCAGAAUGUCAACAUCAUUGAUAUUGAUCCUAAAGGUGGUAGGAGAAUCACAUCAAGCGGCCAGCGGGAUCUGGACCAAGUAGCUGGAAGGAUUGCGGUUGCCAUCUGAGAAAUGUUAAUGUUUUUCAUGUUGCCGAAAUGUAGUUGUUUGAAAAGAGCGCUUUCCUAGGACUGCCUUAAUUAUUUUCUUUUUGGUAUAUGGAGAUUUGAAUUUUUUAUUUUAUAAAUUUAAAGAACAAUGUGCUGGCAA